AUGAGAAAUAUGAAACUUAAUGUAGAUUUUCCCACUGUCGAUCUCAUCAAUAUGACUAAUGUUCAGGGAAUGGUCAUCCUGACCUUGUCGGCAUCGGUUCCUCAUCUCAAACCCCCAACAUGCAGCACCGCAAACCAGCAGCUUGGCGACUGCACCAGUCCAACAAAACUGCAAGAAAGUGUACUUUACAUAUCCUUCGUCUUCCUAGUGAUCGGCUACGGAGGCGUGAUGCCGUGUAGCCUGCCCUUCGGCAUGGACCAAUUUGAUCGCGCCAGCAAGCGCGACGAGAAGGGGCUCAAGAGCUUUUUCAAUUGGUAUUACGCCACCACGACGGGCGCGGUGUUCCUUUCCCUCACGGUAUUUGUCUACAUUCAAGAGAGCGUCAGCUGGCCGCUCGGUUACGGCAUACCCGCGGGGAUCAUGAUCCUCUCCAUCAUCAUCUUCUUUGUCGGGACGAGAUUAUACAUUUACGUGCCUCCCAGCGGGAGUAUCUUCUCCAGCCUUGCUCGAGUUGUCGUCGCAUCGAUCAGGAAACGAAAGCUCGAACUCCCGUGUCCCUACGAUGUACGCCAGCAAGAGUUGCAGCUGUAUAGCCCUCCGAGCACUAGCAGUCACACCUUGAAGCUUCCACUCACGUCGCAAUUGAAGUUCUUCAACAAAGCUGCUAUUGUCACUGAGGGCGACAUAAACUCCGACGGCGAACCUGUAAAAAAAUGGAGCCUAUGCAGUGUCCAAGAAGUAGAGGAACUCAAAUGCUUGAUAAAAAUCAUCCCUAUAUGGUUAUCGGGCAUCGUAUCGUUCGUGAUCAUGGUCCAAAGUGUCAAUUUCUCAUUCUUUCAAGCUGCACUAAUGGACCGCAACCUCGGCCCGCACUUCCAAAUCCCCAUAGCAUCUGCCGGAGCCAUAUCCUAUGUCGCUUUAACCGUGUUCGUCUUGAUCUAUGACCGAUUUUUAGUCCCCAUGAUCACUAAGAUCACAAAGAUAGAAGGCGGGAUCACCCUUCUCCGAAGACAAGCUAUCGGGAUCGUCAUCUUCAGCGCAGCGAUGGUGGUGUCGGGAAUAGUAGAGCAUCGGAGGCGAGAAACGGCAUUGUCCCACGGGGGAACAUCUGGAAUAUCUCCGAUGUCGGUGUUCUGGCUCGCACCGCAGCUCAUCUUGAUGGGCAUCGGCGAGGCUUUUAAUGCGGUGGGGCAGAUCGAAUUUUACAACACUCAAUUUCCCGAUUACAUGCUAACUAUUGCGGCUUCCGUCUUCUACUGCACUCAGGGUGGAGCAACCUAUUUGAGUACUCUCAUGGUUAAUGUGGUCAACAGUAUUACAGGCAAAAAUGGCAAAACUCCUUGGCUGGAUGAUAACUUUAAUAUUGGUAAGUUAGACUACUUUUAUUAUCUUGUAGCCAUCAUGGGAGUGUUGAACUUGGCUUAUUUUCUGGUUUGCGCCCAUUAUUAUCGCUAUAAAGCGAUCCAAAUUGAAGAUGAUGAUAACGACGACGAAGAUCAGAGUGCGAAAGAAGUAAUCAACAACAAAGUUUAUUAAUUAGAAGGUCAAAUUGUUGAUGCAUGUAAUAGUUUUGCUAAUAAUAAGGCGAUUGUAGAUUGCCAAGUUGAUGAGUAAGGUCCUGCCAUUUCAGGGACGUUGUAUACAUGUAUGGAUGCGUACGUAAUUACUUUGUCAGAUUAUUUUGUGGCCAUUAACAAAAUUCUUUCGUUAUUUCAUGUGCAUAUUUGGACUGUUAUUCGAUAUAUAAAAGAAAAAAACUACUUUA
Ananas comosus (pineapple) is the source of this 1765-nucleotide messenger RNA. RefSeq names its product protein NRT1/ PTR FAMILY 2.13-like. The transcript is spliced from 2 exons. Gene Ontology annotation, molecular function: transmembrane transporter activity. Gene Ontology annotation, biological process: transmembrane transport. Gene Ontology annotation, cellular component: plasma membrane. Bases 1 to 1536 code for a protein of 511 amino acids. Lineage: Eukaryota; Viridiplantae; Streptophyta; Magnoliopsida; Poales; Bromeliaceae. The record is from RefSeq and is a predicted model, not a curated record.